AUGUGCCCGGCGGCGGUGGGAGUAGGUCUGGCCGAGUCCGGGCUUCGCCUCCGUCGUGGCCGCUGCAGGUCGAAGGUUUCCGGGGUUCCACUGGCAGAGCCGGAGCUAGCUGCCGGGGAUGGCGGCCUUUGCUCUAAGCAGUCUUCGAAACCGAGACCAAAGCCCCCUGGGCGAGCAGUGGGGUGGGUCCUGCUGGCCGCAGUCACCAUGCUGGCCUUCGCCACUCGCUUCCACCGGUUGCACGAGCCGGCGCACGUCUGUUGGGAUGAAACUCACUUUGGAAAAAUGGGAAGCUACUAUAUCAAUCGGACUUUUUUCUUUGAUGUUCACCCACCUCUGGGGAAGAUGCUGAUAGGACUUGCUGGUUACCUGAGUGGUUAUGAUGGCACCUUUCCUUUCCAGAAGCCUGGGGACAGAUAUGAACAUCACAAUUAUAUUGGGAUGAGAGGGUUCUGUGCUUUCCUGGGCUCCUGGUUGAUCCCCUUCGCCUACCUCACUGUGCUAGAGCUGUCUCGGUCCCGGCCGGCGGCUUUGCUGGCUGCUGCCCUACUCACCUUUGACACUGGCUGCCUUACUUUGUCACAGUACAUACUUCUGGAUCCCAUCCUCAUGUUCUUCAUCAUGGCUGCAAUGCUGAGCAUGGUCAAGUAUAACUCCUGUGCAGAUAGGCCCUUCUCUGCCUAUUGGUGGUUCUGGCUCAGUCUGACAGGAAUCAGUCUUGCUGGUGCCCUAGGGGUCAAGUUUGUUGGCCUCUUUAUUGUCCUUCAUGUUGGAUUGAAUACAGUUUCAGACCUUUGGCAGCUUCUGGGAGACCUUAAUCUUACAAUGGUAACUCUGGGAAAACACUUGGCAGCUCGGAUUUUGUGCCUCAUUGUAUUUCCAUUUAUUCUCUAUACUACUCUAUUUGCAGUUCAUUUCAUCAUAUUGAAUAGAAGUGGCCCUGGUGAUGGCUUUUUCAGCUCUGCCUUCCAGUCUCGGCUUUUGGGGAACAACCUUCACAAUGCUUCCAUUCCAGAACACUUGGCAUAUGGAUCUGUGAUUACAGUGAAGAAUCUCCGAAUGGCCAGUGGCUACCUUCAUUCACAUUGGCACCUUUAUCCAGAAGGAGUCGGUGCACGCCAGCAACAGGUGACUGCUUAUCAGCACAAGGACUAUAAUAACCUGUGGAUUGUAAAGAAACACAAUGCUAACACAGAUCUUCUAGACCCUUCUUUCCCAGUAGAGUUUGUGAAACAUGGCGACAUCAUUCGGCUGGAACACAAAGAGACUUCUCGAAACCUACACAGUCAUCAGCACGAGGCCCCAAUGACACGGAAGCACUAUCAGGUCACCGGCUAUGGCGUAAAUGGGACAGGGGAUUCAAAUGAUUUCUGGAGGAUUGAGGUGAUGAAUAGGAAAUCUGAGAAUCGGAUCAAGGUCCUGAGGAGUCAAAUUAGACUCAUCCAUCUGGCCACAGGCUGUGUCUUGGGCUCCUCAGGGAAGACACUACCCAAAUGGGGCUGGGAGCAGCUGGAAGUGACCUGCACGCCAUACCUGAAGGAGACCCCAAAUUCUGUCUGGAAUGUAGAGGACCACAUCAAUCCAAAAUUGCCAAACAUCAGCUUGGAUGUCCUGAAGCCCAGUUUUACUGAGAUCCUACUGGAAUCCCACAUGGUUAUGAUCAGGGGAAAUAGUGGUCUCAAACCCAAGGAAAACGAAGUCACUUCCAAGCCUUGGCAUUGGCCCAUCAACUAUCAGGGCCUUCGUUUCUCUGGAGUCAAUGAGACUGACUUUCGAGUCUAUUUGCUUGGAAAUCCAGUUAUCUGGUGGUUGAAUCUGGUAAGCCUUGGCCUUUACCUUUUUCUGGGAAGCAUCUCUACUGUGUCUCUACAGAGGGGAAUUCAACUCACUGCAGAAAUGAAAGGUCUCUGCCAGGUGCUGCUGCAUGGAGGAGGGCAGGUCCUACUGGGUUGGCUGCUCCAUUAUUUGCCUUUCUUCCUGAUGGGCCGGGUGCUCUACUUCCAUCACUACUUUCCAGCCAUGCUUUUCUCCAGCAUGUUGACAGGGAUCCUAUGGGAUACAGUCCUCAGAUUCUGUGCCUGCUAUCUGCAAUCUUUUCCUCUGAUUAACUGGGUGCAUAUAUUUGGGAUCUCUCUCCUGAUCCUGGGAAUUGCCUAUAGCUUCUACCUCUUCCAUCCUCUGUCUUAUGGAAUGGUUGGUCCUCUGGCUCAGGACCCUCAAAGUCCAAUGGCAGGGUUAAAGUGGUUGGAAACAUGGGAAUUUUAGAGCCAGAGAAUACCAGCCCCAAAGGAUCCAGGGACUGCAUGCAGGGAUGAUCAACCAGAACCAGUUCUUCUAGGAUGGCAGCUAUGGAAACAGCUUCUUUAGAAGAUCCUAAGAAGACUCUUAUAUAUCCAGGAGGAACCCACCGGAGGAGAGAAACCCUUGGAAUAAUUUCAGCCGGAGGCCUUGUGAGUCAGAGGCUCCAUCUUCAACUCCAGUAGCUUUUGCCAUCAGCAGUUUUGAGAUGGGGAUAUUUAAGAUUUAUUUAAUUCUAAUAUAUUUAAGAUAUAUUAGAAAUCCUCUUAGCCCCAUUUGCCUGGAAUUUGUGCUAUAUGUGAACAUUCAAGGGGACAAAUAACGAGGGCAAAAGAAGAGGAGGGGUGGGUGCUUGUAUUCACAUAUAUGUGUGAGUGUGUGUGUAUAUCUAAGUAUAUUUUCAGGGGAGCAAAAGUGAUGCAUUUGUCUUUACACCUGUGAAACACAGCCCAAGUAAUUGGACAAUUGAAAGUUGUAAACGCUUAGGAACAAAAAUAGUUUAGUGUCAGUUGCCUAUUCUCAUUUUUUUUUUACACUGGAUUUUUAUUUGGUUUUAUUCUGUGUUGGGGGGAUAAGAUGAUUUGUGAGUAUGACCUGAGUCUGGGACUCAGGCAGUUCUUCAAAAGGUUGCUGACCAGAGAAAGAGUCUCUGUAAUUUAGCAUGUUUGCCCUGACUUUGGGCAUUGCCCAGACAGAAAAGAUGGGAAUUGUCUAAAUUGUGUUUUCCUUGUUUCCACAAACCAGAUAAGAGUCCAGGAGACAAGGGUAUUCUCCCUCCUAGUUGCUCUUCUAUCAGUCCUGACUGGAAUUGGACUGCCAUUUGGAAAGUCUUAUCAGUGGCAGCUGUGUUCUUGAUUUCUUGCCUGGUACUGUGACAUGAACCUAAUGGGCCCAGGGCAUUUGGGGGCCUGUGUGCUUGCUGUCUGCCAUUUUAGCCCCAAUCUCUGGCCCUUUGAGAGUAUCAAGCAUUGCCAGAUUGAUGAGAGACACCGAAUCCCAGCCUUGGCUGAAGACCACUUCCAUCUGUCCUCUCCUGUCCUUUCUCCACUACAGAAAGUCUGGCAAGUGGAAGACAUGGAUAGAAGUCGUACUCUUCUCACAGUCGAGAGGGAGGACUCUUAGUCCAUCUCCUUGUCAACUGUUAUAGACAAGGAAAGUGGGAGAGAGAGCUUUAUUUGAAAUUUGAACCAGAGAAAUACCUUGGACAUUCUCCAACCAAGUAUAUGGGGGAGUAAAUGGAGUGCUGGGUCCAUGUUCCCAUCACCUGCUGAUUUCUUGGCUUCUUCACACUAUUUUUCACAUAGCUUUCACUCAACCUGGAUGCCUUCAUCUUUCUGUCACUAUUUCAUCCGACUCUUCCUAUCCUCAAAGAGUACAGAAUAUUUCUAUCCAUCAUGAUCCAGAAGGCACUUUUCCCCCAGAGACCUGUUACAGUUUUCUUUGUCUCUGUCUUGAUGGCCCAAAGCAAGAAAUUUGGUCUACUCCUCUUUUUCUCUCUUCUCCCCACCUCCCAUUUCCCCCACAGUGAUAGGGAACAAGACAGCCCCUGGGCUAGUACCAAACCAAAUCAGUCCCUAGUAUCUCUGUCUGUCAGAUUCUGCACUUUCCAUGCAUUACUCAAUAUGCCUCCCUUCAAUCUUGGGCACAGUUUAAUGCCUCCAUGUUUAAACAUGAGCCUCUGCCACACUCCAUUGCCACCUCUCCUCCUCUCCCCAGGCAGCUCCACUGACUGAUGGGGUCAUGGGCUCUUCGGAACAUCAUUGGGAGGUGGUUGCCAUGGAGAUAGGGAAGAGGUCCUAGGGACUGGCUGUGCUGCCUAGGGGAGGGAGGGGGAGUGAGGUUGUGGGCCAUGCAGGGGCCUCUCGGUGGUUCAGACUGACUGUCAUUAAUGCUAAUAGAGGAAAUGUAGCAAUGUCAAAAUCGAGGCAGGUUGGCUAAUUAGAUCUGGUGCCUGAUAACCUCUCCCUCUGAGUGGCUUCGGCUCUCCAUACUUCCCCCAGCAGGAAGCGCUGCAUGCGUGCCCUGAGCCUGGGUUGCUUAGUUAAUUGCAUUUGUUGAAGGGAAAGAGAAUGAAGAUGGCAAAGCACCACCCCUUUCCCUUUCCCCCCAGCCUCAGGGAAGUCUGAUUUCUUAUGAGCCAAGUAUUGGUACCCACUGUGCCUCUUAUUUGGAAGCAAGAAGCAGUACGUGGGGAAUUAUCUAGCCCCUGGGUUCAUGGGAAAGGAUAUUGCCUGCUAUGGGGCCUAAUAAGAAAGCCUUCCCUGUCCUUCGUUAAAGCCCCCAUGACCAGAAACGCUUGGGGGGUAGGGUCUCAUUUGGUACGGAGCCGUCAUUUCUGACUUGGAAAAUAAAUGAACAGGCCCAAAGUGUUCCAAAUCAGUACACUUUGCUUCUCUUUUCUGCUCUCCCAGCCCUCCAUGGAUUUCAGUGAGUUUUGAGCUGCUAAUAAGACUUAGGACUCUUUAGAUGGUUGCAUCUGAUUUGAAAGCAGAAUUCUCUUCUCAACCUCCCCCAUCCUCUCACCUUUUCCAAGUGAGUAUAAUAAGGCACUGGCCCAAGGUAAGCCUUUCAGUGUUUGAGAAAGAACAGAAGGGGCAUGGAUAAACCCAGAGUGCCCAGAUGUGUUUUAUACUCACACCAUUAGGAUAACAAUUAGGUUCUGCUGUGUCCCAUAGACACAGGGAUUCUAUUUUGGGGCUUCUCUCCAAGGCUCAGGCUAGAAUUCCAAGGUUUCCAUUUCCUUCCUUGAUUUCUCAGAUAAAAUGUUUUGUUCCUAGGAAAAUUUUGGGUAUGUGAGGCAGAAGUAUGAUUACUUGGGACCCAUGUCUGUGAGUGACCAUGAAGAGGGUGGCUUGCCUGUCCCUUCUCCCCAGUUUAUUGCUGCUGAGAGGGAAGCAUAUGUUUGCCACAAAUUCUGUUUUCCAAAAGCAGGAAUUGCAGAAGUUUCCCAGUCUUGCUCUCAUUUUCUGGAUCCCUGUGAGAAGACAUGCUGGUAUAGCCUCAAGGACUGAAAUCUUGCUACUUGGGUUGGAGAUCAAAGUAUCUGGCUCUCUGAAUUUGAAUUUGGAACAUCCUAUCUAAUUUUUUAAGAGAAUAUCAACAAAAACAUAUUUCCCUUAAAUUUGAGGGGAAUGAGAGGGAGAUGGUUCCCUUUCAGUGAAACUCUGAGUGACUCCUUAGGUUUGACACUAUGCUUUGUAAAAAGGGGUUCUAAGAGAGCAUCAGAGGCUAAUUUGGCCAUUUGGUUUUGUAAUAAACAGCUAUUGUUUUGAAUA
Molecule: messenger RNA, 5573 nt
Organism: Gracilinanus agilis (Agile Gracile Mouse Opossum)
Lineage: Eukaryota; Metazoa; Chordata; Mammalia; Didelphimorphia; Didelphidae
Gene: POMT2
Product: protein O-mannosyltransferase 2
Exons: 21
Coding region: 1-2265 (754 amino acids)
Biological process (GO): phosphoenolpyruvate-dependent sugar phosphotransferase system; protein O-linked glycosylation via mannose
Cellular component (GO): endoplasmic reticulum; membrane
Molecular function (GO): dolichyl-phosphate-mannose-protein mannosyltransferase activity
Source: RefSeq, a predicted model, not a curated record